GCGUGCGACACUCAGUGAAAUGGACGGAAACCGACUUCCGGUCCCUCGCCCUGAAAUCGAAAGCCGAUACUUCUGUGUUACUUAGUAAGAAAUCCUCGCCUCUCCACAAUUAUAUUGUCUGCAAUCCUGUGCCAUUAAUUUUAAUUAAUCAGCGGGCUCGGUCCAUUCGUCAGUGCUACAUAAGAGGAGACAUCGAGUUCAAUCCAUGGAAAAUCUCUCCGAAUCUUCACCAUGUCAGACGAACAAGUAUUAAUCGCACAGUUGAAUCAGGCGCUAUUGGGAGUCUUCGGGCACGGUAUCCAUACUUGCGUUGUGAUAGUGGCUUUGUGCGCUACAUUCUUGAGUAAACAACGCCGACUCAAAAAACGACACAUCAUGGUUUCCCUUAUCAUGUGCUUGUAUAUCUUUGCUACAAUUUAUGUGGCCUCAGACUGGGUUUACACUAUCUACUACUCUAUCGGGAAAGGAAAAGAAAACUCUGGCUUUGUUCCCAACCUAUACCAUUCGUCAGCAGUCGGGUUGGGUAUAAAUACUGGCAUUGCUGACGGUAUCACGAUCUGGCGCUGUUGGAUUAUCUGGGGCCGCCGUUGGUCAUUUGUUAUACCACCAAUACUACUUUUUCUGGCUGGAGGAGUCUGUGGCUGCUUCGCAUUCCAAAGAGGCUUAGACGAUGUCGGUACCGCUCCCGGGACAUCGCUAGAAAUCUUCUGGAUGACGGUGUUCCUUUCCUUCUCCUUAGGAACCACGCUUUGGUGCACCACACUCAUAAUCUAUCGUAUCCUGACAGUCAAGAAGUAUACAGACGACAGGAUGGGUACAUACGUUUACUGCCGAAUCAUCGAGAUUCUAGUUGAAUCCGCCUCGCUUCAUGCCAUUGGCUUAAUAGGAUGCAUGGUAUUACUCAACCUUAACGCCGUUACAUCUUUUUACCCGCUGAGUCUCUACAUCACAAUAACUGCGAUCUCACCUACGCUUAUCGUGGCACGCGUAGCAUCGGGGAAUGCACGUCCUGAUGACAGUUGGCAAGCAAGCAACGGCGCUUCUUCCUUACGAUUUGGGUCUGCAGCUCACUCGACAAGCAUGAAUCCCGAUAGCGAGUUAUCUGCCGAUAUUGACUUGGAACAUGAUGGAUCAGAGACGACUGAUAGUUGCGAGCCCGAGGGCGAUGUGGAUAUCGAAAAGGGAGCUGAUGCGCCGGAGAACAGGAGAACGGAGGCUGCUUCAGAUCUGUGACCGUGGUGGAUAGGGUCCUUGUUUUAGGCACCUAGUGGACGCGAUCGCCGUGUCAUGGAUUACUUGUUGAUACAAGGUUUCCAAUAAUUCGUUUUAUGUUGAAGGUCGCCUUUCCUAUUCUAUAAAGCUACGUUAAUUAUCACCUAAUGCCUAUGUCGCUGUGUUGUCAUGCAGUAAUUAUAU
This is a messenger RNA of Desarmillaria tabescens, 1416 nucleotides long. RefSeq lists its product as uncharacterized. Lineage: Eukaryota; Fungi; Basidiomycota; Agaricomycetes; Agaricales; Physalacriaceae. The coding region runs from base 232 to 1233 and encodes 333 amino acids. The transcript is spliced from 6 exons. The record is from RefSeq and is a predicted model, not a curated record.